ACGCCCUCUCACACCCUCGCGAGCGAGUUUCAGAACGUUUCAGUUUUUUUCAAAGUGUUUUCGGGUGCCUCGAUCUUCUGUUAGAAGGGCUACCUCGAACUCGACGAAACUGUGAUUGUGUUGCUUCAUGAUUAUCGGAUUCCAUUAGCGUCCGAGAGAGAGAGCAAAGUAGAAAUGUUGUGCUGCGACACAGUCCGAGUAAAUAAUGGUCACUGGUUGUAAUGUUGUCAGACAUAUUCCUCAACCUUAUCGUAAUCGUUAUUUCAUCUUGCGCGGUCCAGACAACUUUUCAUCUGUGAAUUUUCUUCCCCCCCGAUGCCCCCGUAUCCCUCUAGUACUAGUUGUACAGUAGAUCAUCUUUCUUACAGCUGUUUUCUUGGCAGACAAAACCUCUUGUUCUUCGUCUCCCUGACCUAGCAUCCUGUGUUUUUCGAUGACAACGAGUAAACUAGUUUGUAAGCCGUUUCCUGUUACUAGGUACCAGUGGACUCAUCUUCUAGAAUCAAGAAGACAGAUUUGAGAUAGAAGGAAGUUGUAGAAGAAGCAGCUUGUCCGCCGUUUGAAACAACAACUGGUUUCGACACUAGUGCACGCAGAUCAUGUGGUCUGAGGAAUUGGGGCGCACACAAAAGAGACACAUCCAAGCUGGAAGCACGUUGGACGACUCAAAGGAUAGCAGCAAAAGUAUUUUUCGUUAAUCAGGACUAUUCGUCUGAUUUUGUCAUGCAAGAAAAGCAAAUACACAAGUGUUGACUUCAAACCUUGCUAUCAUCUGCACCAUUAGGUCGCGAGGUCAUUAGUACAGCAAGUAACGAGACGACUUCGAGCAACGGCCACGGCAGUGGUCACCCUGCUCCAAAUUUUUCUACUACAUCGAGCAGGUCGUCAACGACUGAAGAGGUUCCAAAAUCGAGGACACUACGCGCGGCGGCGCGUUGUAACAGACCGGCGAUGUGGGACGCAGAACGAUCAACCGGUCAGCUCGUGGGUAACGGCGAACUGACACAAACUUUACUCUUAUGGCGUGGUUAAGUAUUAAUUAAAUGUAUGUGCUUCUUUGCUCUCUGGUGUCGUCCUGCAGCUCGGCUCGUUUUGAAAGACUGCAUUUAUUUUUUGCUGCAUCUUGUUGGUAGCCUGAUGUGCAGGAGGGCACUUAUAUUGGGUACUAUGGAUAAGUAGUGUGAUUUGGACUACAUCAGGCAUUCAUCUAUUCUAAUAACCGAAGCAGCGCAAGAACCUGCAGGCGGCGUGGCUGACAAUCUUGCCACGUCUGGAAAUUUGAAAAGUAUUAUAAUUAUGCAAGUUUUGAGUAGCUAAAGCUAAAACUACUACAACGACUAGUGUAUGAAGAUGAAUGUAAAAACAAUAUUGACCUUGACGGAAUUCGCAUGGAAGAUCAAAGCCAAACGUAGAGGUAGUGCUAGAAUGAUUUGGUAGACGAUCUAUCACGCCACCUUCCACCACAACCGCAACAGGUGAUGCAGGUGAGGAAACAACAGCUUCCUCAAAGAUGCGUCCGCUUCAGCUUAGUGGGCAUCGAACUCCGCUUGAUGAUGGCUAUCGAAGUGAGCCACCUCCGCUUGCUAGCCACCGAAGUGAGCAGAACCAGAUUGUACGCGACCAUAGUCCUGGAAUCUGGUCAUUACGAGCCGCCGACACCUCGUCCUCACCGUUAUGAUGGAAUCAUUUACAAUUUGAAUUUGCAUUAAGAAGUGCUUUUAAUAGAGCAAUAUGGGAUGAUAGACUAGUCUAAAACCAAACCUACAUUUAUCUACUGUGUGUUGGUUCAACAUCGUUCCAUUAAAAACGGGUAAUUUUUCUCUGAGGAAGUAGAAAGAAACGAUGUGGAACAACAAGAUCAUCAAGUAACAAGUAGGCAUAGCGAGCACAUUCAUUUCCAUCUAGAGAAUGAAGACCGUGUAAGGAAAAUAUACACAAAAUUUGUCUAAGUCCAGAAAGCGCGCGGCUAAGGGACCACAUGGUCGCAGACGAGAAUGAAGUUCCACUAGGAAUGAGUGAUACAGAUUGGGGUGCCAUGGAGUCUAGAAACGCCGCUGCUCGGAGGAGGAAUCGCGGUGAGGGCGAGGACGAGGAAAUGUAUGCCGUUUUGCGAGGCUUUUUCAAUCAAUACGUCGCCAUGAGUUGCCUGCAGCUAGUUUCGGUAUUCGCGAUAAUCACGGUCGAUGUGGGAACACUUGGGGGCCUGCUGCAGAUUUCGCCACGGGGGGAACUCUGGUUUGCCCAGCUCGAUUUUUUCACAUUAUGAAAUGGCACUGAAGAUAAAUCUUCCACGACAACUAGCGAUAGCAAAGGGCCUGAGGUAGAAGCAGUAGGACACCAUCAUUGAGUGAUUUGCGUAAAAUUAAUAAGUAGAAGAACAAGCGUCGAGGGUAAAAGCUCGAAUAGAAAUCACCCGACACCCGAGCUGCAUCCCACUUCUAUCUUGAUUACGAUGUCUUCAGACGAAAGAAAACGGUCUCUAAUGCAUUUGGUGAUGUUCACGAUUGAGGUUUUGGUAAACAUUUGGACCUACGGGAAGCGAUUCUUUCAUUCCGGGAUACACAAGUUUGACUUGUUGGCUGUUACGCUAUCGGACGUGUUCUACUUCGCAACCUACUGCACCGACAUCUUCGGCACCAAGAGUAGCGUGGAGCGGGAAGAGGUGACGGUCGAUAUUCUCCGCUCGUUGCUUCGCAUUGUGCGGCUAGCAGUGGUGGUUGUGCGGCUGAAUGACGCGCUUCAUGGGCCCAUGGAAAAUUUACACACGCGAAUGCGCGCCGUGCACAGAGCUAAUAGCAAAUUAGGAUUCUGA
This is a messenger RNA of Amoebophrya sp. A25, 2812 nucleotides long. NCBI's taxonomy places the organism in Eukaryota, Dinophyceae, Syndiniales, Amoebophryaceae. The record is from the annotation of a GenBank genome assembly.